ACAGGAAGCUUUCAUUCAUCGAAAAUGGCAGAUUUUAUAAUUGGUCAAACUCUGCCUCCCAAUCCCAAGUCUUCUUCUUUAUUUACAAAUCUAAAAACUUCAUUGUCCCCAAAUCCCUAAACCCGCAUAAUCUCCAUUCUCCGAUCUCUUUGUUUUUCUUUUUGUCUACACUUACAAGUUACAAAACCCCAGAGAAAACCCUUAAACCAAAUCUACUCAACUCCUCACUCUCUGCUCUGUUUUCUCAAUGGCUUGUUUCUUGAAUUGCGUCCGAUUCGAAGCCUCCGCGACGACCACCGACAAGCCCACAAGCAAAAGAGGAGCUUUAAACGUCUCUGGCGUGACCUGUUACACCUGGGAUGACGUGAAAGCUCUCACUUCCAAUUUCUCUAGACUGAUUGGUUCCGGUGGCUACAGCAGUAUCUACAUGGCUCGCUCCGGUGGCUCUGACAAGGCGGCUCUCAAGGUUCACGUUAGCAGCCACCGUCUCUACCAGAUCUUCAGAGUCGAGCUUGAUAUCUUGCUCCGUCUUCAACAUCCCAACAUUGUCAAACUUCUCGGCUAUUUCGACGAUUCAGAGGAAAAUGGCGCUCUUCUUCUCGAAUAUCUUCCUCAAGGAAAUUUACAGGAGAAGUUACAUAUCAACAGCAAGCAAAUUUUGCCAUGGAGGAACCGUAUCACCGUUGCGUUUCAAUUAGCUCAAGCCAUUGAACACAUUCACGAGAAAUGUAUCCCUCAGAUAGUGCACGGGGACAUCAAAUCCUCCAACAUCCUCCUAGACAAAAGCUUCAACUGUAAGCUUUGCGAUUUCGGGUCAGCUAAAGUCGGUUUCUCCUCAAUGGUUCAGCCUUCUAAGAUGUCGUCUAGAUCUAGACAAGUGAUGAUGGUGGGAUCACCGGGUUACACAGACCCUCAUUACUUGAGAACCGGGAUAGCUUCCAAGAAGAUGGAUAUGUAUGGUUUUGGAGUUGUGCUUCUUGAAUUGGUUUCAGGGAAAGAAGCGUUUAACGCCGAGAAAGGCGAGAUGUUGGUUCAUAUAGCUGCUCCGCUUAUACAUGAGGUUCUUGAUUCAAGCGUAGACAUUGCAGAAGACAAUGUGAGACGGUUUUUGGAUCCGAGGCUGUUGAGAGAUAGUAUUCAUAUUGAUGAAGUGAAGACAAUGCUUAGUGUUGCUGCGCUUUGUAUCAGUAAACCACCAUCUCAAAGACCUUCGGCUUCUCAAAUGGCAGAGACUCUUGUACAGAGAAUCCCGUCUUUGAGUUUCCUCGGUUGUGCUAAAUUGUAAAGGAGUGUGAGUUUAAAGGCAUUCAAAGAUUUUAUGUAGUUUAGAUUUUUGUGCUUGAAACAAUAGUGUACAGUUCUUGAAAAACCAGCAAGAAAAACCAGCAAGAUAAAAACUAUGUAAAUACUCUGUUUUGUUAUGUGAAUAGC
This is a messenger RNA of Eutrema salsugineum, 1431 nucleotides long. Its product is annotated as probable receptor-like protein kinase At4g10390. The record is from RefSeq and is a predicted model, not a curated record. Gene Ontology annotation, cellular component: plasma membrane. Lineage: Eukaryota; Viridiplantae; Streptophyta; Magnoliopsida; Brassicales; Brassicaceae. Gene Ontology annotation, molecular function: protein kinase activity; ATP binding. The transcript has 2 exons. Gene Ontology annotation, biological process: protein phosphorylation. The coding region runs from base 248 to 1285 and encodes 345 amino acids.